GAGUCACUCGGAUGGCCGGGGGCCGCCAUUUUCCUCCAGCGAGGGAGACAGUCGCGAACGUAGUUCCGCGCAUUGUCGACCAAUUUUUUCGUCGAAUCGAGGGAUUUUCGUGAAUAACUGGGGCGUCGGGCGGGCGCGCGUGACCCCAGUGCCCGUAUCCGAGCGAGUAUCGUUCCACGGGAGGCUCGAAGUCACCCGUGGACGCCGCGAGAGCCGUGUGAAUCGGAAUACAGAGUCAAGGCGCCGCGCGUAUACCCCUGAAACCGAGACACAUCGUAAGAACGCCGUGUGAGAGAGUGAUUAGUUUGGUGAUCGCAGUGUACCCGGUGAAAAUACACGAGUACCCAGAAGUACUGUGAACCGAAGGAAUACAGGGAGAAUCGCCUCCGACAGGAGACGGUGUUCAACAAGUCGUGAUGUGUUGGAGGUUCGGCGGUCCUUGUCCAAAAACCGACCAGAAAUCAGUGUUACGGAAGCAAUUUGUGUGACAAAGCGUAAAAGUGGAAAGUUAUAUUUUAAGACAUACAAAAAGGCUUCCUUAUCAGUGAACUGUAGGACUUCCUUGGAAGAAAGCAGGCAUUCUUAGUGACAUUGAAAGUACAAGUGAAAAAUAUAAAAAUUGGGGGGCUGUUUGACCGAUGGACAAACGGAAGAUGAUGUCCAAACGCCCUCGAAUGGAGAACCUGAGGGGUCCUAUUGCAAACGGACCCAUUCAGUCAAGACCGUUAGUGGCUUUGUUAGAUGGCCGAGACUGCUCUAUUGAAAUGCCUAUCCUUAAAGAUAUCGCAACAGUAGCCUUCUGUGAUGCGCAGUCUACAUCAGAAAUUCAUGAAAAGGUACUAAAUGAAGCAGUAGGGGCGUUAAUGUGGCACACUAUAAUUUUGACAAAAGAAGAUCUUGAAAAAUUCAAAACAUUACGAAUCAUUGUAAGAAUUGGAUCGGGAGUCGAUAACAUAGAUGUCAAAGCAGCAGGAGAACUUGGCAUCGCUGUGUGCAAUGUGCCUGGCUAUGGCGUUGAAGAAGUAGCUGACACUACUCUCUGCCUCAUUCUAAAUUUAUAUCGACGUACGUAUUGGUUGGCGAACAUGGUACGUGAAGGAAAAAAAUUCACAGGACCAGAACAGGUCAGGGAAGCUGCGACAGGAUGUGCAAGGAUACGGGGUGACACACUUGGCAUAGUUGGAUUAGGUAGGAUUGGUUCUGCGGUCGCACUGCGGGCCAAAGCUUUUGGCUUCACUGUCAUCUUCUAUGAUCCCUAUCUACCAGAUGGAAUUGAGAAGUCUCUAGGUCUUAACAGGGUCUACACACUACAGGAUUUACUAUUCCAAUCAGACUGUGUAUCCUUGCAUUGUACAUUGAACGAGCACAAUCAUCACCUAAUUAACGAAUUCACCAUCAAACAGAUGAGACCUGGCGCCUUUUUAGUCAAUACAGCAAGAGGUGGAUUGGUAGAUGAUGACGCGCUAGCCGCAGCGUUGAAACAAGGCAGAAUUCGUGCAGCAGCACUUGAUGUGCAUGAAAACGAGCCAUACAACGUCUUUCAGGGUCAGUCCUCGCAGUGUCCUUUAAAAGAUGCACCCAAUCUGUUAUGUACACCACACGCAGCAUUCUACAGCGACGCGAGCUGCACCGAGCUUCGCGAGAUGGCAGCGAGUGAAAUACGAAGAGCUAUCGUUGGUCGUAUACCCGACUGCUUACGAAACUGUGUGAACAAGGAAUACUUCCUUUCCUCGACCGGCAGCUACCCUGAGGGGAUCAACGGCGGAUACUAUUCCGGGGGGCUGCCCGUUCAACAGGCGCAUUCGACGACUCCUCACGAUUCUGCACCCCCACCUCCUGGUGGGCAUUCCGUCGUCGGCGGCGGUGGUGGUGGGGGUGGUGGCGGACCGAACUCCUCUGCAGGCGGUGCAGGCGCCGGGGGUCCUACAGGCCCUACGGGUCCAACGGUAGGCGGCGGUGGGGCUGGAGGCCCUACUUCAGCUCCUCCUACUGCUGGAUUAACCGGUAUACCACACAGCAUAGUGAGCGAGCCUGACCCCCGGCCAAGCCCACCUGCACCGAGCCCUCGUUGACCUUGAACCCCCGACGUCCACUCCAGCACCACCCUCCGAUCUAAUUUCCCUUAGCCAUUUACACACGACCUCCGACGACAAAUGGCCGAUUGACUAACGUGUGUCGUGCACGAUGUGCCCCAAAAAUCUGUCCGCUGCUUCCGAGGAACUCGAGGGAAUCCAUCCUUGAGAGAAAAAGAGUGAAAGAGAGAACGGGGGGUAGGCGGGAAGAGAAAGAAAGAAAGAGAGAGAGGAUGAAGUAACGGAGAGAGCUGAACGAAUGCUUGAAAGAAAGAAGUUGUAUGAUUGCUGUGUGCUUGUAAAAUACGUGUUUCAUUUUUUUUUUUUUUUUUUUUUUUUUGUCUUAAACGUACACGUGUUUUACCUGCAUCGGCAUCGUGUGCAUGCCUCGUAUGAAUGGUGUGCGCAUGUAUGCUGAGCUUUUGAGUCUACGUUUGGUGGACUCCUCGAAUAGUGCAUUUGAUGUAAACAUUGUGACCAAACCAAAUACAGUUGGGCAGUAAUGAUGACGGAUUAUGAAAUGUCGUGGCUAAACGGAGGAAAUAACAAACGGUGGGUAAGAAUUCUCUGUGUGUCGUAAUUUUGUAUAAAAAUGAAGAAAAAGAAUCACUUCAUACUUAACCGCACGUGACUUUAGAGGACGCAAAACUGAACGAUACAAAACGAUGUUGUUGAUUAUUUCUUUUUUUUUGUUUGUUUAAUUCUUUCUUUUCUUUCUUUUUUCGAAGGUCGAUUGGUAAUUAGUUCCUCGAGCCCCAUGAUCAGUUCUUCCUUUUAUGAUAACCUGCAGCAUCGAGAAGUACAUUGGCUAGUCAUAGAGUACAAAUCAAACAUGGGUGACAUUGUAACAUCUGGCACGUAUAGUUGAAAAGUAUGUUGAAAAAACGAAUUUAGCCUAAAUGUCUGUGUAUGUUUCAUUGACGAUAUUUCUCUUCCAAUUGAUAGGUUAACGAAAUCUAGGGAAUGUUAAUCAAAUUCCAGAAUGUUAUUUUUUAUUUUCUAUUCUCAACGUAGAAUUCCAUUUUGUAAUUUCUUUUUAGUAUUUCAUAAAUAUCUUCUGAUAUAAAUAAAUGAAAAAAAACCUCCCUGUUCGAUAUGGAUAUUACAUAUAUGUAUAUAUAUAUAUAUAUGUUCGAUUAAUUACAUAUUUCAUUUUGAAGUAUGAGAAAAUAUGGAUUUAGUCUUUUCUCGCAAGGUCAUACAUUAUUUCGCCACACUGUAUUUGGGUUCGCGCAUGCUCUUUAGUUUUUUGUUUCUAAAAGAACCAUACUCCCAAGAGCAUAUAUUAAUUAUAGAUAUAUAAUUUGGCAACUUCAGUAAUUUUUACAAACUUUGUUUCUUUCGUGGACGUUGUAAUUCUCUCAGUGUUAGUAUGUUUAUUAUUAAAAUGAAAAUGUAGUUGCUCACUGAUAUACAUUUUUAUGUUUUUACUCCGUGAUCAUGAAAAUGCUGCGUAAAGUCCAAGAAAACCCUGGUGUCGAAAGUGGUAACGAGAAAAAUUAAACCAGAGAAGUUUAGUAAUAAAUAUUAUCGUAUCUGUGGUAAACGAGAAAAAAAAAAAUGAAUGCGGACAAAGGUGAAAAGGAAAACCGAGGAAGUAUGUAAUCCGUUGGGGCAUUCUCGAAGCGUUGUUGUGGGGGGGAGGGUACUUCACCACCGCUGUGUUGGUAGUACUGAGUAGAACUUCAUCAACCGAAUGCCUGGUUUAUUGUAAUUUUCAAACGUCGUUAUCGAUGCAGAGUAGACGCAUUUCAAUUGCCUUACGAUAUUCGUGUAUAAUUAAAAAGUAAGGUUUGUUUCAUUUCAAUUAUAUCGAUCCGAUGAAUAAAAUUGUAUCUGACGAAGAAGAGAGAGAAAAAAAGAAAAAGAAAAAUCCUUGUGUUCUUGGAGAGAAAGGAGAGAGAGAGACUCUUGGUGAACCUAAUUUUAUAUAAAUCUCAGUUACGAUCGAAAUAUGGUACCGAGUUACCGGUUGUAAAUUUUUCUUCUAUUUUGUAAUGAAAAUAAAGUGUGUAUAUAGAAGCGAUUGUUUGAGUUACAGGGAACUAUAUAUAUAUAUGAUCUUUUGUAUUGAAUGUUAGGGUUUUUUUUUUAUUUUUAUGUGUAUUAAGGAGUGAUAGGUGGGAUGAAAGAUAUAUAUUUUCGAAUGGUAUGACUCGUAGGCGAUUGUUGACCACGAUGUUUCUUCUCUCUCCUUCUUUUCGAGGAUGCUAUUCAUCCGGGACGUUCAUCGGUAUCGAUCGAGAUCGUUAUGCACGGGUGUAUAGUAAGAGAGAAAAAAAAAAAAGAAAAA
Messenger RNA from Osmia lignaria (orchard mason bee), 4365 nucleotides. It is a transcript of the gene CtBP, whose product is annotated as C-terminal binding protein. Lineage: Eukaryota; Metazoa; Arthropoda; Insecta; Hymenoptera; Megachilidae. Gene Ontology annotation, cellular component: nucleus. The record is from RefSeq and is a predicted model, not a curated record. Gene Ontology annotation, biological process: regulation of transcription by RNA polymerase II. Gene Ontology annotation, molecular function: transcription corepressor activity; transcription coactivator activity; oxidoreductase activity, acting on the CH-OH group of donors, NAD or NADP as acceptor.